AUGCAGCCAGAGGCGGAGGCCCUGUGUUCCUCCACCGUGCGGAAUCCCAGCAUGCAUCGGGAGACAGGAACCCUCCUUGUGGACCCUGUGACCCCAGAAGAGACGCAAGCCCGGUGCCUGAGCAGGCCCACCAAACCCUCGAAGCAGCACCUGCGACAGGUCAUUGCAGAGUACGAGGCCCUGGACCGCGAGCUCCCGUGCAUCCGGAAGUUCCCCACGCCGCCCGCCGCCCAGCCCCUGUGCCUCUGCAUGGAGACCUUGCCCGAGACCGACUUUACCCACCUGGAGGUGCUGGAGGCGCUGGAGGCCGAGUUCCCCGGCGCCAUGGAGAGCGGGCGCGUGAGCAGCAUCCGCUUUGAGAACAUGAAUGUCAUCUGUGGGACUGCUGGGCGCCGGGACCGGUGGCUAAUCACGGUCACGGAUUUCCAGACUCGCUCGCGCCUGCUGCGCUCGGGGCUCAGUCCCCGCGGGCUCUCGCAUCAGCUCGUGCGCCACGACGAGCUCCUGCUGAGCGAUUACCGCCUGCACCUGCGCCGCUCUCUGGCCCGACGGCGCAUGCUCGAGGCUCUGGGGGCGGAGCCGACCGAGGAAGAUUGAUGCGCGGGGGUUGGGCCCUGGCGGCGCUUGCGCCCCGCCCCACUGGCUCGGGCAACCCUCCCAGAACCCGGGAAGAGAGGGGGCGUGGCCUCCCCAGGAAGGAGGCGGGGCCGGCUCGAGGGGGUGGAUACUGUGAGUUUAAUUAUAAAGAAUGACUUGGUACAAAAGCCA
Messenger RNA from Orycteropus afer afer, 768 nucleotides. It is a transcript of the gene CUNH19orf81, whose product is annotated as chromosome unknown C19orf81 homolog. NCBI's taxonomy places the organism in Eukaryota, Metazoa, Chordata, Mammalia, Tubulidentata, Orycteropodidae. The record is from RefSeq and is a predicted model, not a curated record.